AAUCUAACGUAAGGCCGAAGGUCAUCAGCGGGAAUCCUUGCGCCGGAUUGGUUGUGUUGGUAGUCGUGGUAUCACGUGACUGUGAAGGGUUGUGGCGCUGUUUCCCGCUGGAUUAUCCAUAGUAGUGGUGUAGGGUCAUGGCUUCUCCUCUGUCGCCGGAGUGUAUGGACCUAGUAUCGGAGGACUGUACGCUGGACCCCGACACUGAGGGUGUAGACCAGGCCAGGACAAACCUUUCCAGUGAUGAUCUCAAGAUAUCCAUGAAAAAAUCUUUGAAUUUGCCGCGGCCUCGGUUUGAUGUAUCGCUGUUUCACCUAACCCGCAAAUUUAUGGACAUUCUUAAGUCUGCUCCAGAUGGUGUUUUGGAUCUAAAUGAAGUUGCUAAACUGUUGGGGGUGAGGAAAAGAAGAGUAUAUGAUAUCACCAAUGUAUUGGAUGGUAUUCAGCUUAUUCAGAAGAGGUCCAAAAACUUGGUCCAAUGGGUGGGGACAAACGUGAAUCACACAGGAACGGAGAUCCCAGAGCAACAGCGGAUCCGCAAUGACAUCAGCGAUCUCUCGGCUAUGGAGGAAGCGUUGGAUGACCUAAUCAAAGAUUGCGCUCAUCAACUCUUCCAACUAACAGAUGACUGCGCAAAUAAAAGAUUGGCCUAUGUAACUUACCAAGACCUCCACAGAAUUGAAGACUACCAGGAGAAGAUUGUCAUCGCUGUGAAAGCCCCAGAGGAAACCAAGUUGGAGGUUCCAGCUCCCAGGGAGGAUUGCAUAGAGAUUCAUAUAAAGAGCUCGAAGGGGCCAAUUGAUGUUCAUCUUUGUAAAGUAGAGGAUGAAGAUACAGGCGGGAAAUCUUUUCGAAGAUUAACAAAGACUCUUAACAUGGAUCCUGAACCAAUUAUAAUUGAAGAUGGUAAAAGCAGGAAAUCUUUUCGGAGAUUAACAAAGACUCUUAAGGUGGAUCCAGAACCAAUUAUAAUUGAAGAUGAUCAAAGUGGGAAAUCUUUUCUGAGAUUACCAAAGACUCUUAAGGUGGAUCCAGAACCAAUUAUAAUUGAAGAUGAUAAUAGCGGGAAAUCUUUUCUGAGAUUAACAAAGACUCUAAGCGUGGAUCCAGAACCAAUUAUAAUUGAAGAUGGUAAAAGCAGGAGAUCUUUUCGGAGAGUAAAAAAGACUCUUAUAAUGGAUCCAGAACCAAUUGUAAUUGAAGAUGACUGAUAAAUGGAGGCUUCUAUCGACACUGAUGGGAUAAAGCUCGUCUUUAUAAAUGCUUUGGACUCUAAAAGGAGGUGCUGUUUCAAUCGCACAAAACACCAACCCCGUUUUAAUGUUUAUGGAUGUCCAAGGCUCUAGAAAGGAGCUUUAUAUCUUUUGCCUCACAAUAAUGUCCCGUUUUGGGGGAGCUGGAGUGAAGAAACCUGCUCUGAUCAAAUGUGGUACAGCUUUAUUGGCAUUGUCUACAGUAACUUCUAAACUUUUCUCAGACUUUGAUGCUUGUAAAAAGUUUUUUAUAAUCUUGCAGUGAUCACAGAUACAAAUAUCUGACUCAUGUUACGAUCAUCGACAGAUGUAAUUCCAAAGUGUCUACGCUGCCCUCUAAGACCAUUGGAAAUGUAGCAGUGUGUGAACUGGGAAUUAGAUAAAUUAAGCUGCUGAUGUCAUUAUGGCAAACUGAAUCAUAAGCUCUGCUCGUGAUCAUUUUCAUUUUCAGAGGUGGAUAAAUAAAUAUGGAAUAUCAAAAUUUUAUAAAACCUUUCCUCCCAGGUGUCCUCAGAACCUUUUCCAAAACCAACUCUUCAGUCAGGUCUUCAUUCAUGUUCUGUAAUAGUGCCAGGAAUUUAGAGCAAUGAGAUGUUUUGAAGUAAGGGAUAAUAUACAAUAUAUUUAGGUUUUUUGGACUCUAGAAUUUUAUUAUACACUAAAUGAUGUCAGCUAUUUGUACUUUGUAUACUAAUUCUAGUGAAAUAAUUUCAGGGAGUAUAUCGGGUUUUUUUUGUUUUUGUUUUUCCGGUUCUAUUCACAUGUAGCAUUGGUUUAGGAUUUUUUUUAUGUAAUGCUGAGAUCACAGAAGUGUGCAGUGAUGGCACAUACAAUUAUGAUGCUCGUUUAAUGAGCGUUUUGUAGUAAAAAUUUUAAUUGGCUGUGGCAGGUAUAUGUAUAUAAACAUAUUAUAUAUAAUUUUUUUUUUGUUUUGUUUUGUUCACAUCUGUGCUUUUGAGGUAAUCUAAAAUGUUGGUCUGUAGUAGUUCAUUGGGGAUGUGGAUUUAGAGUGCCAUUUAAAAUCUCACAAAUAUGAGAACUUGGUUUAAUGUGUUUUCAGUGAGAAAAUGUUAUGUUCUAGUUUUGUGUUUUAUUUAAAAAAAAAAAUUGGGCGUUUUACAAUUGUGCGUGCUCUUCGAUAUUUCCCUUACUGUGGUUACAUAUGGGGAGUUAUAUAUUCUUUCUCAUUGUUCUCUGUCUUUCAUUCCCCCACGCUGAUCACGGAUGGUGAGAUAGUGUCUUGGCAAAAUAGAAAGUGUGGAAAGACCUGGUCCAUAGUCUUCGUUACAGCCGUUGUGCAGAACAAAUCAUGAGCAAAUGUGGCUGCAGAGUGUACAUAAAAUAAUGAGCAAAUUGCAUUUAUUACAGUAUAAAGGUAAUGAUGUAGGGUUUGGAAGAGGACCAGACCUUCCACACCCAGAAGUGUGUUGCAUGCUGAAAAUUCUGCAACAAUAUUCUUUUCAAGAUGACAAGUUUUUGCUGCCACAAGGGAGACCGCUUCAAGGAUCAUGGCUUUCAGACCUUGGCUGGUAUAUUCAGCCAGAAACCACCGAAAUGUUCUUAUUUUUCUUAUUUUGCCUUGUUUGAUUGUAAGAUUUAUUGUAAAGAUGUACAGGCAUGCACAGAUAAUGACACCAAAGAAGAAACCAUGAUGAUGUGUUCCACAAAAAGUGUUUACAGUACAAUUACAGCCCAAACCUAACUAGUAAUAAAAAUAAUUAUUUUAUCUUCCUAAUGCCCAUGCAGACUAACCUGUGUAAAAAAUAAAAAUAAAUUGC
Molecule: messenger RNA, 3031 nt
Organism: Rana temporaria (common frog)
Lineage: Eukaryota; Metazoa; Chordata; Amphibia; Anura; Ranidae
Gene: E2F6
Product: E2F transcription factor 6
Exons: 7
Coding region: 138-1211 (357 amino acids)
Biological process (GO): regulation of transcription by RNA polymerase II
Cellular component (GO): RNA polymerase II transcription regulator complex
Molecular function (GO): RNA polymerase II cis-regulatory region sequence-specific DNA binding; DNA-binding transcription factor activity, RNA polymerase II-specific; protein dimerization activity
Source: RefSeq, a predicted model, not a curated record